AAACAAUAUCCCAAUUGAUUUAAUACUUGGUAUGGAUAUUGUCGAUCAAGUUAGACCGUAAGAAUCGAAUUCUCAAACAGAUAUUUGAGAAUUCGAGUACAUUUGUGCCAACCGUAGAAUUGUUAAAAUGUAUUUGAAGUUAUUAAAUGCACAUAAUUGAUCGAAUGAAUAUAAAUUAUUUUAGUGGAUUGUCUUGUGUUUGUUUUCCUAUAAGAUAAUCGAUGCAGAGAUGAAUACGAGAUCUGAAUCUGAAUUUGUUUAUAACUAUGAGGAUAAAGUAAAAAAUAAGAAUCAAGGAUUGCCUGACAAAGUGUUUUUUAAGAGAGAAUCCCUUGUCAUAGCUCUCUUCGAAAAUCCCCAUGUUAAAACGAUUCAUCAUAUUGCUAUAGUUCUUUUCUUAGGACUCUGCUUCUUAACUUACAUCAGGGGCUAUUUAGAAAAUGAUGAAGUUACAAUAGGAUUUCGUUUGAUAAAAGGAAGUUUUAGAGAUGUUCACAUAUCUAUAAUCACAUGGUUAUUUAUUUAUUUUUUAGUUUGUUGUUCAUAUUUUAUUUUUUUGGCGUGGGCAAAACUGCGAUUUCAGUUUUUUCCGAAAUCUUUAAUCAGAAAACAAUGUGAUUUUUUAUUCCUUGUGGUCCUUCUUGGCUAUUAUUUGUUUUCAUUUUCAUUCAUUGGCCACAUUGUAACCAUUUUCAAUUUACCAAUUGGAUCAGCUGGUAUUAUUUUGAUAGAUCAGACCAGAUUAUUGAUGAAAGUACAUGCCUUCGUCAGAAGUAAUGCACCAAAAGUAUUGCAAUUCAAAGAAAAAUCGGAUGAAAUUUUAAUUUUGCCAAACUUUCAAUAUUUCGUAUUUUUCACAUGGAUACCAACAUUAGUUUACAAGGACGAAUAUCCUAGGACUAACGAAAUCAAAUGGGGCAGAAGGGCUGGUUACGCCUCGGAAAUUAUUGCUGUGGUGUUCUUCUACUCCUUCGUCCUUGAGAGAUUCAUGAUUCCUCUCUUCAAGGACUUUGGGCUAAGGAAAUUUUCUCGUUCAGAACUUUUCCUAGCUCUCUUGGAAUCUCUUCUUCCAGGUCUUAUGUACUUGGUUGUAACAUUUUACCUCGUCCUUCAUCUGGUGCAGAAUCUCUUCGCCGAAUUGUUGUAUUUCGGUGACAGAAUGUUUUACAAGGACUGGUGGACGUCCACAGACGCCUCAACUUAUUUCAGAAAAUGGAAUCUUGUAGUCCAUGAUUGGCUAUACAUCUAUGUUUAUAAAGACUGUUAUGAAAUAUUGUUUCCUGACAAUAAGAACAUAGCAACAUAUGUUACAUUUUUCUUGUCAUCAAUAGUUCACGAAUGGAUUGUUGCCUAUAUGUUAGGAUUUUUUCUACCCAUAAUGUUUAUACUGUUCUUCAUCCUGGGUAGGAUAAUGAAUAACGUAAAGUUCCCGCAAAAUUCUUUUUACAAUACGUUAUUCUUGAUCUAUUUAGCGCUAGGGUGUGGAUCAUUGAUGGCAAUCUAUUGUUUAGAAUUUUGCGCAAGGUAUAAUGAAGUACCUUCUUCAGCUGGAAGUUGGGAUUUUUAUGUACCUAGAUUUUUGACUUGUGGAAAUUGCUAUACAGAUUAAUUAUAAGGAUUUAUUUUUGAAUAUUAAAUAACAAACCAGA
This is a messenger RNA of Harmonia axyridis, 1649 nucleotides long. RefSeq names its product sterol O-acyltransferase 1-like. The record is from RefSeq and is a predicted model, not a curated record. Bases 230 to 1609 code for a protein of 459 amino acids. Gene Ontology annotation, cellular component: endoplasmic reticulum membrane. NCBI's taxonomy places the organism in Eukaryota, Metazoa, Arthropoda, Insecta, Coleoptera, Coccinellidae. The transcript is spliced from 6 exons. Gene Ontology annotation, biological process: cholesterol metabolic process.